GCAAGUUUGUUGUUAAAGGAAGUGGCCGAAAAAGUUAUGUAGCAUUACAUACUGAUACUAUCCGAUAGAGAAAAGGCCACCAUGAAAGAGAGAUAGGACGCGUUUUACAGUCAUAAAAACACAAGCACUUGCCGCUACGCACGGGAAACGGCAGCUGGAAGGGCGAACGGAACAUCUUCGUUUAUAUCAGAUGCUGUUUUAAGAGCCGAGGCUGACAGCGAGCAGUCAUGAACGAGAAUUUCGACCGAGCUCCCGGAGCAGGGAGAUCCCGUAAUUUUCCAGCAGACCCCGGACUCAUGACUGUCGCUGGGGACGCUGACAGCAAGACCCCGCUCUUCAACCAAAGAGAGCCGCUGAGACAGCCGCGAACAACUCCUCCUUUUACCGAGAACAGCAUUGGCUCUGUCAGCGACAUGCCUGAUGGAGAUUAUAGAAGACAAAGCAGACCUCCACAGAGUCCAAAUAGCAACAACACAUCUGCUUCAAGAGGUGGUAAUGAUGUGGAUUCCAUGAUCAAGUCAUCAAAGCUUUCAGCUAAUGCUCCCGAAUUUGUCCCUUUGGGAUUUAACCAAUAUGAUGACUCCGCUUACUAUGAUGACAGCGAUGUCUAUUACGGCGAACCAACUCUGGCUGAUACAGUCACAGACUUUCUUGGCCACCUGAGUUCCUCGCCAGGGUCCUUUGAGUCAGAUGUUGAAUACAUUACUGGUAUUCUCAAUUCCUGGGUUACCACUGAAGAGUUGUUGAAGGAGCUGGUGGAGCUGAUCUACACACAGUCCACUUCUAUUCCAAACUUUGCUUAUACUGGUGCCAGGCUUUGUAACUACCUUUCCCAUCACCUCAUCAUCACCCCGGCAAGCGGCAACUUUCGUCAGCUCCUUCUGAUAAGAUGUCAAACAGAGUUUCAACAAAGGGAUACAGCUGUUCGUGGAGAGCCAGAGACUCAGAAGAAAUUUCACUCGUAUGUGCUGUUUCUGGGAGAGCUGUACCUACAUUUGGAGAUAAAAAGUGGACAGGGACCUCCAGUUCGAGCACGUGUCCUACUAGGUGCUCUGAAAGACCUGUUGAUCAGUCUGUUCUCCAAUCCUGUGGAUGCAAAUCUCAUCUGCGCUGUCAAACUGCUUAAGUUGACAGGUUCUGUCCUGGAUGAUGCCUGGAAAGAGAGUGGAGAGUCGCACAUGGGAGAAUUAAUCAAAAGAAUAGAAGAUAUUGUUCUGGAUGCUACCUGCAGCAGAGAUGUGAGACAGAUGCUUCUUAAACUAGUGGAGCUGAGGUCCAGUGACUGGGGCAGAGUCCAAGUGGCUGCAGCAGCUAGCAGUGCCACACCAGACAAUGACCCCAACUACUUCAUGAAUGAACCUACGUUCUACACAGAAGAUGGCACUCCUUUCACAGCAGCAGACCCAGAUUAUGCUGAAAAAUACCAAGAGAUGCUGGACAGGCAGGACUAUUUCCAUGAUGUAUAUGGUGAAAAUGGAAAUGAAGUAUACGACUUUGAGGACGAGAUGGAGCCAGAGAUAGAAGAAGCUUUUGAGCAUUUUUGUUUAGAGUCGGAGAGGAAACGACAACAAUGACGUGAGAGCGAAGAAUCUGAAAGUCUGAAGCAGGCAUAUACUGUACUUUCCCACUCAACGUGCCGGAAGAAAAAGAAAAAACUAGCAUUUGAUAGGCUCAGAUUUUUAAUUUACUGCAAGCAUUUUAACAAAACAAGCUGUUCAUAGUUGCACUAACGACACUGUUUUCAGUCAGUGUUGAUUAGAAAAAUUGGGACAAUCAGUGGGAUAACUGUUCAGAAGGUUGAAGAAUUUAGACUUCUUUUUACAUGGAAGUUCUUUCUUUGUUCUUUUGAAGUAGCUUCCAAGAUUUUCUUUCCCUUAUGCCUAAACUAAAUGCCAAGAGGGAAGUAGUUUGCUGUGGAUUUUUUUUUUUUUUGUUAUUUUCUUAAAGGUGGAUGUGUUUUAAUCUAAUGUGUGCAUAAUUUGUUAACUGCUAGUUAAUUCCCCAGUCUAUAGGUAGAGGCCAGAAAAACAGCAUCACAGAGAUGCUUUAUCCUGAUGUUAAAUUCUCUGUAGAUGAGUGAGGUGGUUGUUUUACUACGUAUUACAGCCUUUAUCUCAACUGUUGUGAUACUGCAUCACACCGUCAAUAUUAAACACUAUAUUUUGGGCUGUUCACCUAUUCAUCUGGCUGCAGCUAACUGAAGUGUUCAAGAGCUCUGUAGAAAGCUGUGCAAAUUAGGAAGUGUUGUAUAGCACCUACAUAAGAAAAUAUUUAAAUUCAUUCACAAACUGUGAAGCGAACAUUGACAAAGACCUUUGUGGAAAAUUCAGAGCUUGAAAACUGAAAUCUGCAUCUAAAUCCAAUUGAUUUCCUGAAUGUACUUUCAAAUAUAUACACAUCUUGCAGGUCAGGGUUGCAUAACUGAACUGCAGAAACAGACUCCUUGUUAUCCCGAGACUGAAAGACUGUUUACCAGCAAUCUGUGGCUCCCAUAAAACGGAAUGUUGUUUUAUAGUUUGUAAAUAUUAUUUAUAGUAUUGUUUGCCUGCAAUAAAUUCUUUAUAAUGUGA
Oreochromis niloticus (Nile tilapia) is the source of this 2570-nucleotide messenger RNA. It is a transcript of the gene paip1, whose product is annotated as poly(A) binding protein interacting protein 1. The record is from RefSeq and is a predicted model, not a curated record. Gene Ontology annotation, biological process: regulation of translational initiation. Gene Ontology annotation, molecular function: protein binding; translation activator activity; RNA binding. The transcript has 11 exons. NCBI's taxonomy places the organism in Eukaryota, Metazoa, Chordata, Actinopteri, Cichliformes, Cichlidae. Bases 228 to 1574 code for a protein of 448 amino acids.